AUGUCAAAUAGAUUACCACACUUAAGAAAAGGUGGAGCUGCUGGCCACCAUCAAGUACAGUAAACAUAGGAAUAGCCUGAUUAGGGAGCAUAAUAUGGAUAGAAUUAAUAUAAUUAAUAUUAGGGAUAAAGCUAAUAUUAAUAUCAAAAUUAAAAUUAAGGUUAUUAAGACCCUAACAUCUCCAAUUAAAACCCAAACUAGGCUUACUAUGAGAAAUAGCAUGAAAUGCAUAAGCAAAACCUAAAUCCAAAUUACAAUCCUAAUUAUGGAAUGGGCUCAACCCAAAGUACUUUACCAGAUUAAAGCGCCAACGAUUUAGUUAGAAGAUAAUCAUCUGGAUAGGAUGUCAUGGGAGGUACUCAGUCUCCUGCUAGGAAAAGUAGCAAAUCUAGCAUGGAUUAUCCUCGUCCUUUGGUUUUCUAAGAAGAAACUCAAAAAUAUAGAGAAGUAAUUUGCAGUUCUUUGUCAACAAGCACCCAAGCAAUUCCUCCUCACUCUUAUCAAUAUUUUAUUUAACGCGAUGAUGGAAAUGCUGGACCUCGCUUCAUACGUCCAAGUAUCUAUUCAUUCGCAACUGAGCCUAACGUGAUGGCCUAAACUUAAUUCCCCUAAGGUUGCAUAGUAUAGCCUUUUAGCGAUCCUGUCGGUUAGGAAGAACCUGUUCCUGUUUCAGACUAUUUCACAAAAGAAGAAUCAGAAAAUGGAAAGGUUGUGCAAAUGUAAUCUUUAUUUAGAUGUAUGCGUUGCCACGCAUAUGCCAACCCUUAUUUUAAGUUUUAGGAUGGAGGAAAUGUAGCUAUUUGUAAUAUAUGUUAAAAACCUAACAAAGUACCAAAUGAGUAUUACAGCCCUCUAAAUGGCUAUAACGAGCGUAGCGAUAAAUAAGCUCGUCCUGAAUUAUCAAAGGCUGUUUAUGAUAUGGUUGCUCCUAGCAACUACGCCAAGAAGAAAGUUAGCAAUAACUAUAUUAUGCUUUGUUUAGAGAUGACUCCUGCUACUAUUCAGUCAGGCAUAUUCGCUUAAGCUCUCUAUUCCUUAAGCAUGGCUUUGGGUAGCAUUCCUGCUCCAGAGCGUACAGCCGUUUCUAUUUGCACUUAUGGAUCUUAGAUAAACUUUUAUAGCAUUCCAAAGGAUCUCAGCAACGAUCCUCAAUUAAUUGUAGUUUCAGAUCUUGAUGAUCCUUAUUGUCCAUUCCCUCGUAAUGCUCUCUUCUUAAACAUUAUAGAAGAUCGUGAAAAGAUUGACUAUCUUGUCGAAAAGCUUUAAAAAAAUAGCGAAUUAGUUCUUUAAGAAGCUGAAGCAAGCAAAGUUUUUCAUGUUAAAACAGCAUCAGUAGGUUCUGUAGUUCAGAGCAUUGCUUCAAUGUUAGAAGACCACCCUGCUCGUAUUAUUGUUUUUUCAUCUUAGCUUCCCACUUUAGGUUAUGGAAAAUUAAAGCGUAGGGAUGAUGUAAAAGUAAUGAAUACUGAUUAAGAAAAGACUCUGUAUGCCCCACAAGAUAAAUCAUACCAAGAAUUAGCAGUAAAUCUCCUCAGAAACUCAAUUACUGUUGAUCUUUUCAUAUUUAGUCCUGAUUACUGUGAUUUGGUAACUACUAGUCUUCUUUGCACUGAAACUGGUGGUUAGUUAUACUACUACCCUCAUUAUACUGUUAGCGAUGCAGAAAAGGUCCACUAUGAAUUAUUCAGAAAUCUAACAAGACCAUACUUUAUUGAUUGCAUUAUGACUGUUCGUACUAGCUUAGGUAUUAUUUUAGAAGAUUACUACACUACUAAAGGUAAAGUUUCUGUAAAGGAUUUGCAAAUGAGUUCAAUGAAUCCUGACUCAGUUUUAGGAGUUAUGUACAAGCAAGAAGAUAAAAUCAGUACAGCCGAAGCCUACAUUUAAUAUGCAUGUCUUUACACAAACAUAUAUGGUCAAAACAUGAUCAGAGUAAUCAAUUUGGCUGUCCCUGUAAAUUCAAGCAUUUAGAACAUGUUUAAAUAAGGUGAUUUAGAUGCAACUUUCUCAUUAAUUGUUCGUAGAACCCUUUCUAACAUUAGCAGCCAAACUCUCAAGCAACUUCACGACUCUUUAAUAUCUCAAAUAGUCAAUAUUUUCUAUUCUUACCGUAAUAAUGUAGCAGCUAGCAGCUCUCCAAGUUAGCUUAUUUUACCAGAAUCUACUAAAUAUUUAAUAAUAUAUAUUCUCUCUGUAUUGAAAUCCGAAGUAUUUAAAACUAAUGGAGCAAGACCUGACCAUCGUUACUACGACAUUUAUCGUUUGUUUUCUUUCCCUCCUAACUAAUUAAGUAACUUCUUAUACCCCAAAAUAUACGCCCUCCAUUCAAUCCUUGAAAAUCAACAAAGCCUUGAAUUAGCUCCAGGCUCUUAUAUAGCUGAAGACAAAGUCAUCAUGCCUACAAAUAUUCCUAGUUCUAUUGAUCGUUUAUCAAGCUUUGGUAUAUAUCUAAUUGAUAACGGUGAGACUAUCUAUAUUUACGUCAUGAAGGAUGCUAAUCCUUAACUUUUUGAAUAGCUCUACGGUACUUCCGACUAUGAAUAACUUAGAGAAAUUCAACAAUAUCCUUCAAUUAGUGAUAACGAUUUUGCAACACGUGUUAAUGCUAUUAUUGAUUAAAUUAGAAGAAACAGAAACGGUGCUUACCACAAUAUUCGCACUGUCCUUUACAAAGAUCCAUUUGAAAAUAACUUGAAACCCUUUUUUGUAGAAGACGAAAGUCGUGGAAUAAUGUCUUAUAAUGCCUUCUUAUGCGAUAUGCAUAAAAGAAUUUAAAGCAAAUACACUUCUUGA
This is a messenger RNA of Tetrahymena thermophila SB210, 2793 nucleotides long. Its product is annotated as Sec23/Sec24 trunk domain protein. Gene Ontology annotation, cellular component: COPII vesicle coat; endoplasmic reticulum exit site. The transcript has a single exon. Gene Ontology annotation, molecular function: SNARE binding; zinc ion binding. Gene Ontology annotation, biological process: intracellular protein transport; COPII-coated vesicle cargo loading; endoplasmic reticulum to Golgi vesicle-mediated transport. The record is from RefSeq and is a predicted model, not a curated record. NCBI's taxonomy places the organism in Eukaryota, Ciliophora, Oligohymenophorea, Hymenostomatida, Tetrahymenidae.